Molecule: messenger RNA, 4640 nt
Organism: Fopius arisanus
Lineage: Eukaryota; Metazoa; Arthropoda; Insecta; Hymenoptera; Braconidae
Gene: stj
Product: straightjacket
Exons: 16
Coding region: 136-3810 (1224 amino acids)
Cellular component (GO): voltage-gated calcium channel complex
Molecular function (GO): voltage-gated calcium channel activity
Source: RefSeq, a predicted model, not a curated record
ACUAGGUGGACUACAGUUGCCAUCAGCCUCGUUCGUCAGUCCAGCGGAAUUAUUCACAAUUUAAUAUAUGAUCGAAUCUCCGUGUGAUUUUUACGAGUGAAAUUUUCAGUUGAUUUUAUCAUUUUUCAUAGAGGGAUGAGGGAAUGUUUACUGCCAAUUCUACUUGCUGUUAUCAUUGCAUCAACACCUGGAGAAGGCGACGUUGUAUCAUUCACCACAGUAAAAACAUGGGCGCACAAACUCGGCUUCGAGCUGUCACAGCUUGGAAAAUACGUGAUAAACGUGCAAAAGUUCGAGGACAGCUACAAAACAGCCCAGGUAAUACCCCGAGAUGGUAACGCCCUGGUCCAUGAGAUCGCCAAGGAUAUCAAGGCUAUGAUGGAGUCGAAGAUGUCGGCAAUCAGGAGAAUAAUGGAUAUUGCCGAGACAGUGGCCCUCGAUGACGAGCAAUUGGACGUUAAUUAUACGUACACUAACGCGAAAAACGUCUCCCAGGAGCUCCAGUACAGUGUGCACUUUGGUGGUGAUGUCAACACGUCGAUGUCAUCGGUGCACGUGCCAACGAAUGUCUACGACCGUGCACCAGCUGUGAUAAAAGCUAUAAAGUGGUCAGCCCGCCUGGACGACACCUUCAUCAACAAUUACAAACACGAUCCAACGCUGUCAUGGCAGUAUUUUGGCAGUGCAACGGGUUUUAUGCGUCAAUUUCCAGCGACAAUCUGGAAUCCCAAACCAGUGGAUUUGUUUGACUGCAGGACCAGGGGAUGGUACAUCGAGGCAGCCAACAGUCCCAAGGACGUGUUAAUCCUGGUGGACACAUCUGGGAGUAUGACGGGUGUACGCAAGGAAAUAGCAAGGCACGUUGUCAAUAAUAUCCUGGACACCCUCGGUAAUAAUGACUUCGUCAACAUCAUCACGUUCUCGAAUGAGACCCGUGAGGUCGUUCCUUGUUUCAAUGACACCCUAGUGCAGGCGAAUCUCGGGAAUAUCAGGGAGCUCAAGGAAGCUAUCGCUGAACUCUCGACGGAGCGGAUUGCGGAUUUCGAAAUGGUUCUCGUUUACGCUUUUCAGCUUCUCGCGAGGUUCAGGAAUGAGACACGGGGUGCAAUGUGCAAUCAAGCUAUCAUGCUUAUCACUGAUGGGGUGCCUUACAAUUACAAGGACAUCUUCAGGGAGUAUAACUGGGGUGGUAGCUCAGAUGAACCUGAUAAAUACGAUAUGCCUGUCAGGGUGUUCACUUAUCUCAUUGGCAGGGAAGUCACUGAUGUCAGGGAGGUCCAGUGGAUGGCCUGCGCCAAUCGGGGAUAUUAUGUGCAUUUGUCGACAUUUGCGGAGGUCAGGGAACAGGUGUUGAAUUAUGUGCCGGUGAUGGCGCGUCCUCUUGUUCUGGGGAAACACGAUCAUCCCACCAUCUGGACACCAGUCUAUGCCGACAUCACAGAUCCAAAAAUGGCUGAUUGGCUGUGGGAGCAGAAGGAGUGCGAGGACCAGAAGGAGAGGGUCCUCGAAUUCCGGAGGAACAGGCGAUUGUACAUGUCCAAUUAUCAGAGGGACAGAAAAUUAAUGCACAAACCUAAAAGACAUCACGGUCUCCACGACGAGAUGCAGGAGUAUCAGCUGAUGACAUCAGUCAGUAUGCCGGUGUAUGAUAGAAGGGAGAAUGCGAACAUAACUGAGCAAGUGCUGAUCAAGGAGGCGUACUGGGUGUCCCAGACACGAGAGACGAGAAUUGCUGAUUUAUUGGGAGUCGCUGGAACCGAUGUACCCAUUCAGGAGAUACAGAAAUUAAUGUUACCCUAUAAGUUGGGCGUGAAUGGUUAUGCCUUUAUUGUCACCAAUAACGGCUACAUUCUAAUUCAUCCUGACCUCAGACCAGUUUUCCAGGGAAUAUUAAAACCCUCGUAUAAUGCCGUCGACAUGGCAGAAGUCGAGCUCUUGGAACUCGGAGGACCACGUGACUUUGACGCUAUGAUUCUCGGGUUUCGAGAGCGAGUUAUCAAUCAAGAGAACGGUACCGUGAACCUCAACACGAAAUAUCAUUACGAUGAUAUGAGAAGAGUUGGUCGGGCCAAGAGAAAAUACGAUUUCACUGGAAUCGAUAAAACGCCCUUUACAGUGGUGGUGAGUUUGCCAUUGUAUGAUAACGAUAAUUAUCGUGUUCACGCCACCGAGGAGCUGCACAGAGCCCACGUCAAUGGUAAAAAUGCGACAGACUACUUUGCGGACAGUAACUGGCUGGUGCAUCCUGAUUGGACAUAUUGCAAAUAUCAUUAUAAGGACGAGCACAGGUUUGAGACGCCCGAAAAAUUGUUUUUACAUUUUCUGGAGCGUACACGUCUGCCAGGAUGGUUCUGGAGUGAUAAAAAAUUACCCUCCCAACCACCUGAGUUGUCUGUCACGAAUUCCGGAGGUAGUGGAUCACAUUCGAGCUCAUCAUCAGGAAAAGACUCGUUCUACUGUGACCGCUAUCUAUUCCAAAGUCUGGUCCACGAUGCAAAGGUAACCGGGUGGUUUGCAAACAUCAACACCACACGCGAGGAGAAAGGACCUUUAGCUAGGCUGAUGAAUCGCCUGCCCAGGAAAGAGUUUCAACAUCGGUUUGAGUUGGUUCUCGCUUUUAUGGCGACACACAGUGGUCUCACGAGAUGGCAGGACCUCGCCCAGGAGGAGACAAUGGACCCCCUGUUACCUGAUGAGCACUUCGGCAGGAUUUAUCCCAGAGCGAUCGACGAAAUUUGGUAUAAACGAGCUGUGGAGCAACAUUAUGUUCAGCCAGACAGCUUUGUCUUCUCAAUUCCACCUGAUGAGAUUGCAGAUAAUUUGACACUGGUGACAGCCAGUCGGGCGAUAUUCACCGGAGGCAACGGAAAGGGAAAGGCACCUGCUGCAGUUGUCGGCUUUCAAUUCAAGCACACAGCCCUUCAAUCCAUCUUCCAGAAUAUAACGUUCAACUGCGAAGGGGCAUCCAACUGCAGCCAUCACUGCAACGACUCCUCACUCGAGUGCUAUCUUGUCGACAAUAAUGCCUUUAUUCUCGCUUCGUCGGAUGAGUCUGACGCUGGACGAUUUUUCGGUGAGGUCAGGGGUCCUGUACUCAUGAGCAUGGUGAGCGAGGGCAUCUACGAGAAAAUCACAAUCUUCGAUUAUCAGGGGGUGUGCUUCAUGUCUCGUCAGACCGCAAAUGAUGGAAGCAUUCUUCUCACUCCUUGGAUUACCCUGAAGAGAACUCUCUCCUGGUUAUUUGCCCAGGUCGUUUACACAUGGGCGAAAUUCGGUCUCUGGGAAACGGAUUACGCCUUCGCUCAGGAGUACGACCACGAUGAGCACCUGGAGAAUGGUGACACGUUGCCACCGGAGGGCAGUAAGCCCCCGGCUUUUGAUCCUCGGGUGGUCAUCAACCGAACAAAACCGACUCCCUGCGACCAAGAAGUCGAUCUCUACCUUCUUCGAAAUACCUCGUCCCAGGUGUACGACGUGUCCUUCAACUCCAGCAAGGGCUGUGACAGGCCCUACGUCGUCCAGCCCGUUGAUUUCAGUAACAUGUUACUCGUCGUCGUUUACGUGGAUUGUCCUGGCACUGCUGACUUCAAGAUCACUGUUAUUCCUGAAGAGAUAAAUUAUCCAAAUGCCUCCCUGGCCUGUCAGAAGGCUAGUGACAGCCUCAAGAGGAGGCGCCCCAGCUCCUGCAUCAGGAGUCAUCCCAGAGAGAGUGAAAUUAAGGACAGAUGUGGCAGGGCCACCAGUGUCCAACUUAAUUCAAUCCUUUUUCUACUAAUUGCUCUGUCCACUCUCAUGGCAAUUCGUUAUUAAUUUCUCCAUUGGAGUUGGUAGGCGGUAAUUGCAUCAACGACUGAUAAUACAUUACGAUAUGUUCAGAGCUGAUGUCAAAAUUAUUGAUGAUUGUUUUGGGAAUGGUGCAAUUUUCCUGCACAGUGCAUGUGUACUAGUAUUAAGAACGAAAAUUCACGGCGAAAAAAAAAUUCAUGAAAAACCCCACGAUUUCUUCAUGAUCAAAAAAAUGAAAAUUAAAUAAAAUCAAUAGAAAGUCUAAUGGAAUUGUUUACCGAAUUCGCUGGAUUUUUCUAUGAAUUUUUCGUACGUGUUAAUUAAUCGUGCCGAUAAUUUUGAAAUUUGUCAUUAAUGUUCAAUUUUGAAGUUUGAAAAUGAAAUUCGAGGCAGCCCUGAAUACAUCAGAAACCUGAAAUAAUCGAAUAUAUGAAAAUAAUGGACCACUUGUGCAUGAGAGAUUUAAUUACCGGAGUAAUGUACAGGAUUUAAAAUCUGAUAUCGAUAGAUGAAUUCCCCAUAAUCUUCAACCAUUUGUACAUUCAUUAUCUGUACGUUAUUUAAUUUAGCGACCAGCUAGAUUCAAAUCUUAGAUAGAAUUUUAUAGAAAUUGAGAGACUAAAAUUAAAAUUACGUUCUCACGUUCACAAUUCCGCUUUGUAAAUUCAUCUGUUCAACAUCCACUAUAUCGAGUAAAAUUAAUUAACAUUAAUUUUGUAAAUUGAUGUAAUAUAAUAAUGGGAUGAUGAAGUGUAAAGAUUGUGUGCCUUUCGUUGAAUUGUACGGCACGCGGUUAUAAACUUAAAUCUUGUUGUAUGUUUUUCAAAUAAAUUAUGGAAUCCUACUGUUCCAAA